CUCUCCGCCUGCGGGCACGCUGCGUACGCAUCACCAUCGGACCGUGCUUCGUAAACAUGGCGACUCUCGCGCUGUUGUCCAGAGCUGAGAACAUACUCGUGAGGAACGUGAGCGUGGCCGCCCGCGUGAGCUUCUCGCGAAGUGCCCUCAGCAAGACAUGUGGCUGCUACUUCUCCACCUCCAGCCACCGGAGGUCCAAGUUCUACUCCAGCGCCACGGAGGCAGUGAAAGAUAUUCCUGAUGGAGCCACUAUUCUGGUUGGAGGAUUUGGACUGUGUGGCAUCCCUGAGAAUCUGAUCAACAGUUUACUGAAGACGGGAGUGAAGGAGCUGACUGCAGUCAGUAAUAAUGCAGGGGUGGAUGACUUUGGCCUGGGCCUCCUCCUUAAGACCAAACAAAUCAAGCGAAUGAUCUCGUCCUACGUGGGUGAGAACAUGGAGUUUGAGAGGCAGUACCUGAGUGGGGAGCUGGAGGUAGAGCUGACGCCACAGGGAACACUGGCGGAGAGGAUCCGCGCCGGAGGUGCUGGCAUUCCCGCCUUCUUCACGGCUACUGGGUACGGAACGCUCAUCCAAGAAGGUGGAGCUCCCAUCCGGUACAGCAGCGAUGGAAGUGUGGCCAUAGCCAGCCAUGCCAGAGAGGUGCGUGAGUUCAGGGGCAGACACUUCAUCAUGGAGACAGCCAUAACGGGGGACUACGCCCUGGCAAAAGCCUGGAAAGCAGACAGAGCGGGAAAUGUCAUCUUCAGGAAAACCGCCAGAAACUUCAACCAGCCCAUGUGUAAGGCAGCGAGGGUGACCAUCGUGGAGGUGGAAGAGAUUGUGGAUGUGGGCACAUUUACAGAGGAAGACAUUCAUAUUCCCAGCAUCUAUGUGCACCGGAUCGUUAAGGGCGACCAGUAUGAAAAGCGCAUUGAGAAACGCACGGUAAAGAAGACAGCGUCGCCAACAGAGAAGCCCAAACCUGGGAAAGAGUCGGACCUGGUGAGAGAACGCAUCAUCCGCAGAGCAGCGCUGGAGUUUGAGGACGGCAUGUACGCUAACCUGGGCAUUGGGAUUCCCAUGUUGGCCAGUAACUAUAUCAAACCUGACAUCAGCGUGCACCUGCAGAGUGAGAACGGCAUUCUGGGAUUGGGCCCGUAUCCUGCCGAGCACGAGGUGGACGCUGAUCUCAUCAAUGCUGGAAAGGAGACUGUGACAGUCCGCCCCGGAGCUGCCUACUUCUCCAGUGAUGAGUCCUUUGCGAUGAUUAGAGGGGGCCAUAUCAACCUCACCAUGCUGGGAGCCCUGCAGGUGUCUAAAUUCGGAGAUCUGGCCAACUGGAUGAUCCCGGGUAAGAUGGUGAAGGGUAUGGGUGGAGCCAUGGACCUGGUGGCCAGCAUUGGGACUAAGGUGGUGGUUACAAUGGAACACUCUGCCAAGGGAGGCAAACACAAGAUCCUGGAGACGUGUGCGCUGCCACUGACAGGCAAGCAGUGUGUGGAUCGCAUCAUCACUGAGAAGGCUGUGUUUGAUGUGGACAAAAACAAAGGCCUUACCCUUAUUGAAGUGUGGGAGGGGCUUACUCCUGACGACAUCAGAAAAUGCACAGGCACAGAUUUUGAGGUCUCUCCGCACCUACAGCCAAUGCAGCAGAUCUAACCGCUGUAGCUAUGGCACUCCUUGAUGUCAGCGGUACCCGGUAGGACGGACGCGUGUCAGAUGCUGUCACCAGUCCCGCCGAGUCUAACGCCUAAAGCUGGCAUGGGGAAAUGACUCAGCCGUGCUAGAAAAUAACAGCCAGCUGUAAAAUACAAAUCCGUCCACCUGAUCUUUAGGAAACGUGUCCAUGACUGUGGUGUGCAGUGUGAUUAGAGGAGCUUAAUUCGGAGAUGACCGGAAUAUACAUCAGCAGUAAAGGUCAGAAUAAUUAACGCUUCUGGGGCCCAAUCGCUAGAUACAUGACUGAUAUUGUGUUGAAACAGAUUAAACUCGCCUCUCUCUGUACUGAAACAAACGAACCUGUCUUUUCUUUUUUCUUGAUCCGCGGAACAGGAACCGUUUUUUUUUUCCACAUUUAGCGUUGCGUCGAUGCACGCGAGCACGGGGAGGCCCAUGCGGUUUGUACAUAAUAAAGGUUUCUGUCGUA
This is a messenger RNA of Electrophorus electricus (electric eel), 2127 nucleotides long. It is a transcript of the gene oxct1a, whose product is annotated as 3-oxoacid CoA transferase 1a. Gene Ontology annotation, biological process: ketone body catabolic process. The record is from RefSeq and is a predicted model, not a curated record. Gene Ontology annotation, cellular component: mitochondrion. Gene Ontology annotation, molecular function: succinyl-CoA:3-oxo-acid CoA-transferase activity. Lineage: Eukaryota; Metazoa; Chordata; Actinopteri; Gymnotiformes; Gymnotidae.